AUGGAGGCAACAAGGAAAGAGCUUGAAGAUAAAAAUGAGURUAAGAAGGUGGGUUUUUCAGAUGGGAUUGUGCUGAAGCCCAGACGAGGUUUCUUAAAGAGAAAAUGGACAAUAUUGGAUAGACGUUCGGCUGGUGGUAUUUUGUUCUUGCAUUUGCUCUGUCUUUUGGCUCCAUUUCACUGCAACUGGGCAGCCUUUUGGGUUGCCUUUGCAUUGUAUUUUAUUACAGGUCUAUUUGGAAUAACACUCUCGUACCAUAGAAAUCUCGCACAUAAAAGUUUCAAGCUUCCCAAAUGGCUCGAGUAUUUGUUCGCUUAUCUUGGACUACAUGCCUUUCAAGGUGAUCCAAUUGAUUGGGUGAGUACACAUAGGUAUCACCAUCAGUUCGUUGAUACCGAAAGAGAUCCACAUAGCCCUUUAGAAGGAUUUUGGUUUAGUCACAUAACUUGGAUGUUUGAUGCCUAUACUUUGACCAAAAAAGUUUGCCCCAAAAAUGUUGAAGAUUUCGAGGAAAAAGACGCUAAACGAAAGCGUUUUAGCAAUAUAUUUGUGGCACAAGUCAAGUAUGGAAGACCAAAUAAUGUGGAUGAUUUACAAAAGCAAGCAUUUUAUAGGUUUCUUCGAAGAACAUACAUUCUUCAUCCCACUGCUCUUGCACUUGUCCUCUAUGCCAUGGGAGGACUUCCCUUUGUUGUUUGGGGAAUGGGGGUGAGGCUUGUUUGGUUUCUGCACAUUACUUUCUUUAUAAAUUCUGCAUGCCACAUAUGGGGCUACCGACGAUGGAACACGACCGAUCUGUCCAAGAACAAUUGGGUAUUUGGGUUGCUUGCGUUUGGGGAGGGUUGGCACAAUAACCACCAUGCCUUUGAAUAUUCAGCUCGACAUGGUCUUCAAUGGUGGGAAUUUGACUUGACUUGGUGGGUUGUCUUGUUCCUUCAGACUAUUGGAUUGGCCACUGAUGUGAAAUUACCAUCUCAAGGCCAAAAGCAAAAGUUGGCAAUGGACCAUAAAAGAAUUUGAUAGUUCUUUAAGAGAUUGUCCAAGUAUUGAUGCUUUGUGAGUGAGUGUUUUUUUUCCUCCGGAAGUAUUAUCAAGA
This is a messenger RNA of Momordica charantia (bitter melon), 1096 nucleotides long. Its product is annotated as palmitoyl-monogalactosyldiacylglycerol delta-7 desaturase, chloroplastic. Gene Ontology annotation, cellular component: endoplasmic reticulum membrane. Gene Ontology annotation, biological process: very long-chain fatty acid biosynthetic process. NCBI's taxonomy places the organism in Eukaryota, Viridiplantae, Streptophyta, Magnoliopsida, Cucurbitales, Cucurbitaceae. Gene Ontology annotation, molecular function: palmitoyl-[glycerolipid] 7-desaturase activity. The record is from RefSeq and is a predicted model, not a curated record.